GUGCUGGCAACUCUUUACUGUAUAAUUAAAACAACGAGCUGGAAGUAUAAUAAUAUAAUAUAGCAUUGUUUAGUGUUUUGUAAUUUGUUAUUUGGUCCAAGUUUUAGAAGGUCAUAUAAAUCAAAAAUAUACUUGCUAUAUAGAUGACCUAGAAUACAAAUUAAUGAUAUACAAUGGCUACUGACGACAUAUCAUUAAGAGUGGGGAUGGGAAGAUUGGAAAUAGAGCCAAGUAAACCAAUAAAGAAUAUCAAAGAAGAAAAUCCUUUCUUAAAUCCUAUGCAGAGGAAGAUUUCAUCCAAAUCAUUUAAUCAAACAUCAAAAUGUACAUGUGUUUGUCAAAGGAAAAAAAAUGUCUCAAUAUGUAAAAAAAAGCAUAAACUAUUAAAAGAACCUGUUCUGAGAUUAUCUCAAUCAUAUAAUAUACACAAUAAAAUAAAAAAUGAGUGCCAAUAUUUGUUCAACAAUGAAGUCAUACCUAUUCAGGUACCAAAAAAAUGUAUUUCUGAUAAUGUAAACUUACAUACAUUGGUUGACAAUUGCAAUCAACUAAGUAUAUCCUCUGACAAAAGCCACCCAGUCCUGAGGGUUAAUAAUCGGAAUGAUUGUGCCAAAUGGUGGAAAUGUGAAUCUUAUAGUAAUAGACAAUCGAGAGAAUUGAAUUCGGAAAGAAGUUCAACAGGAUCCUGCUCGCAGGAGGCAUUGAAUCCACCGUGUGAUGUCACAAUUGAUGAACUAGCUAGCUACUUUGAAACACUAGUUCACAUACCAAAAAAGAUGUCAUCAAUGGCAGAAAUGAUGUAUAUUUAAUUGGAAGUAUGAAUAAGUGAAAAUAAUUCUGUGGUCCAUUUUUUGCUCUAAUGUAUUUUUGGGCUUGUAAUGAAUAUUAAUAACCAUUCACUGUUAGGAUAUAUUUUUAUUAUUUGACCAAAAAUAAGUGUAUUCAUUUUUAUAUGUUAUAAUGAUUAAGUAUCUGUCAACAUAAAAUAUCUGUGUAUGUUGUGCGAUAAAUAAACUUUUUAGCAAAUUAAAAAUUAUUGAAUGUUCAUGAUAAGCUUGGGUGUACAAUUUGGUUUGUCUUGAUCUGUGUGUGAUCUAGUUUCAUGAGUAGUCUCAAGAUUCUAUAUUUACAUAUAAAUUAGUAGGUUUAAAGUAUCCUUGUUGAUCAAUGGCUAAAGUGCAACUAAAUUUACAGUUACAUAUCUUUUAGCCACUCUCUCAUAGAUUAUCCUAUUUCUUUGAUGACCCACAAUAACCAUCAGUUUUUGGCUUUGAUUGAUGUUGUUGCCCAUAAUUCACUAAUUAUUCAAAGGGGGUUUCAUUUUAUUAGAUUAUGUACAAUGAUAAUUUUAACAAAGCUUAAAGGUCACUUUGUGAGGUUUUUUAUUGAGAAAAUUAUAUAAUUUUAUGUUUCUUAUCAAAAUCAACCUUUGAAAUUUUGAUGUACAUACAAAAUUUCUUAAAAUUUACAGUGUGUGCAAGAACAAAUAGAUGAAUAAUUAAUAAUUUUAUAUAGUCUAGUAAGAGUCUAGCCCUGUUACUAUGCUUAUUACAUGUGUAGAAAUCAAAAAUUUUUAAUAAUUUAUACAAUAAUGAGUCAAUAUAUGAGUAAUACAAUGUUAUUAUUAUGGAUAUAAAAUGCCUAGUUAUGUCAUGUCAUUCAGUCUCAAACAUAAUAAUAUAUCAAAUAUACAAUACAUUACAAUAAAAGCCAUAUAGAUUCUAAAAAAAUAUAUUUGCAAGUAAUAAAUUGUAACAAAUGUUUCCCACGGAGAAACUUAGCUCCUUUUCAUUUUUUAAAUUAAAAUUACAUUUUGUAUCAUGUGUCAUAAUCAACAAUCAGGGCUGAUUAAUUGAGUUUUAAGAGAGUAAAUCUAUAAUGUCAUUGUAUUUAAGAAAAACAUACAUGUAAAUGUUCAAAAUUUCAAAUUAUUGUCAAUGUUAAAAUGAAAGUUAAUAAAAUGUAAAACAACAAUAAUUUUUAUAAUAAAGAAAUUAACAAAGAAGUAUUAUAUUUUUGCAAAAUUCAUUAACUAUUUGAUUUUUUUUAGUUAUUAAUAUGCUUCAUGUUUAUUUAAAAUAACAAAGAUUUGUAAAAAUGGAAUAUACAACAUCUAGUAAAAGGAUCUGAAUGCAAUGAAUAAGGCAAACUCAUAUUGCUUAAAUACACAACAAUUCUUAAAACAAAUUUUGUUUGUAAUAAAAUGCUCAGUUUUCAUAUUGGUCAGGUAUUUAAAUAUGAUAUUUAACACGUUGCCUGUCCGUGCAUUAUAUAUAAUGCAUUUUGGCUACUGCUGUGACGCCCAUGCUUUAUCGAUAAUGCACGAGCCUAUUCUUUUUGAAUGGGGUUUUGUAGACUGGACGUGAGAGCUACGUCUAUAAUAUUUUGCAGACGUAUGAGCAGUGUAUUGGGAAUAAUAAAACACCAAUGUCCCGCCAAUUUUUUUUUAUUGGUUGGUAGCAUGAACUGGUUUAUUGAAAAGCAUUAUUAUUUGAAUAAAGUCCACUGGCAAUUAGUGAGAUUCGUUAUAACAUUGUAAGCAAAAUGGUUUUUUACAUGGAAUGCACUCAGUUGUAACUUGUGAAGUCUUCUUCCUUGCAUCAGUAGCUGUGAAUCCCGAUUCUUUCAGCUUUUUGUAGCAACUGGCACAACGUUUUUGCCAAAUUUUCCAUUAGCUUUCUUGGGUAUUUUCGUUAACUUGUGACUUGUAGGACGCAAAGAACUCGCAGAACUGGAACUUGAACAGUUCUCAGUUUCAACCUUAAGUAAUUUCUUUAUAAUGAUUUGAUGACCAUCCAGAACCUUCAAUUUUGACUGUGGAUGUAACUCGUUAUAAAUCAGAAUGGCAUUCACUACACUUAUAGAAACAAGAUCCGCAGCAAUUUUCUUAUACCAAACAGAGGUUUUCCUCGCCGGCGAAUUGUAACUUGCUAGUUGAUCAGUCAAGUCUAUGCCUUUCUUCCCUUCAUUGUAGGUCAGCACCAUAGUAGGCUUCAAAACUCUUCGAAAACCAGUUGACAUUUGCAUUUCGUGGUUGUGACACGUCGACAACAUAAGCACAUCCCGUUUAUCAUGCCAUUUUAGGAUGGUCGCAAAGUUGUUCUGCUGCACAGAAAUUUGACCUUUUUCUAAACGUUGCUGAACCACUUCUUGGGGCAGUUCUCGACGGUUUUUGCGUAUUGUUCCACACAAAUCAGUACCUUGUUCUUUUAGGUACCUUGCCAAAGGUAUGCUAGUGUAGUAAUUGUCCGUUAUCAUGAUUCUUCCUUCUUUAAGCAAAUCUGUGCACAAACUAACAACAACUGACCCCGGUUUAUCUAAUCCAGUUAUUUGGUCGUCUUGACCAGAAUAAACGCGGUAACUCCAGGUAUAACCACUAUCAGUACAUAAUUUAUAAAUUUUUAUGCCGUACUUAUGAGAUUUCUGUGGGUUGUAAGUUCAUAAAAAUGUAUUAAUUUAAAUUCGUAACGUCCGUGCAUUUUAUGUAAUCCAUAAUGUUCUUGCUACUACGUCUGUGCAUUAUUUGUAAUGCACGGUAUUCUAGCUGUCACGUCCGUGCAUUAAAAAUAAUGCAAUGCUGAAAUUCAGUAAAUUCGAAAGUUUUAUUGAUAAUAAUUUGUAAAUUCUUUGUAAGUACAUAAAGUACAUAAAAUGAAACAGUUUGGCCGAAAACAAAAAUUGGACGUCACGACAACCGUGCCCAAAGUACUCUGGACAGGCAACGUGUUAAGCUAAAAUGUUUUAUGAUUGAAGUGCAUUUAAAAAAAGUAUACUGUUUAAUUUAAGAAAAUAAAAAAUCACGUCUUUUUUCAAAAUAUAGUAUGAAAAUUUGUUAGACAAUUAAAUAUGUAAACAAA
Nymphalis io (European peacock) is the source of this 3857-nucleotide messenger RNA. RefSeq lists its product as uncharacterized. The coding region runs from base 174 to 809 and encodes 211 amino acids. Gene Ontology annotation, biological process: cellular response to hydrogen peroxide. NCBI's taxonomy places the organism in Eukaryota, Metazoa, Arthropoda, Insecta, Lepidoptera, Nymphalidae. The transcript has 2 exons. The record is from RefSeq and is a predicted model, not a curated record.